AUAAUAGGCGGUCAUUCCCCUUUUCGCUAAUUUGCAAUAAUUGCAUAACGCACCAACGGAAAUUUAAUGUCGGGGAGAUUCGCUAAUAUUUUCUGUACAUCAGAAACUGGCUAUUCAAACAAUCGAUAGCUAUCAGCGGUACUUUGGAGUUAACUUUUGCUUACAAACUACCACAGUUAACUACGAAACAACAGCCGUUUACGCCGGAGUAUAUUCCCUGGAGACAAACCACCUUCAAUAUCAACAAUGAUUUAAUUAGAAACAAAGAUCCGGAUAUAUGCAAGCAUUUUUACAUAGAUUAUGUCUAUGGUUACCGGAAUAUAGAUAGGAUACCAGUUUUAAGACUUCCGCCUCAUAACUUUUUAUAAGGGACCCAUCAAGAAGUGAAAAUGACGACACCGGCGUACUAUGUGACGACAUCGGGAAAUUCAACAGCCCUCCCCGUUGGAGUGACGUGGGAUGACGCUACGUGGAUAUUAACAAAUUCCUUCAUCAUAUUUACAAUGCAAACAGGGUUUGGGAUGCUCGAAGCCGGAGCUGUGUCGCUGAAAAACGAAGUCAACAUCAUGGUAAAGAACGCCGUCGAUGUCAUAUACGGUGGUCUUUCGUACUGGACCUUUGGAUACGCCUUUAGCUUUGGCGAGGACUCAGGUUCCAAUCCAUUCAUCGGCAUUGGAUAUUUUUUCGUGGAUUCAUCAGAUCCCAAUGAAUUGGGCAUCCUAUUUGCAACAUUUGUUUUCCAAUUGUCUUUUGCGACAACCGCUACGACAAUCGCAAGUGGGAUGAUGGCUGAGCGGACUAAACUGUUUUCCUAUAGUCUAUUUUCCUUCUUUAACACCCUUGUUUACUGCGUUCCUGCUCAUUGGGUAUGGGGAAGUAAUGGCUUUCUCUCAGAAUUGGGGGUAAUAGAUAUCGCAGGAUCUGGGGCCGUCCACCUUCUUGGAGCAGUUUCAGGACUAGUAGCAACUAUUCUAUUAAAACCAAGAAUUGGUCGCUAUGACAACAUUGAUGAUGAGCCACCUAUCGGCAACGGUACAAAUUCUAUACUUGGAAUGUUCAUAUUAUGGUGGGGCUGGCUGUCUUUCAACUGCGGAAGUACGUUUGGUAUUUCUGGCGGGAAAUGGAAAUUGGCGGCAAAGGCUGCAGCGACAACCUUGAUAGCUGCAAUGGGAGGUGGAUUUGCUGGCUGUACAUACAGUCAAAUACGAACAAAGGGAAAGCUGCAGAUUGGUGACCUUGUGAACUCUGUUCUGGGCGCACUGGUUGGAAUAACGGCGGGUUGUGCCAUCGUAAAGCCCUGGGAGGCGCUGAUCAUAGGUAUUAUCGCAGGGAUGUUGACGCUGGGCACUAUUAUACUACUGGAUAAGAUGAAGAUCGAUGACCCAGUUGGUGGAUUUGGCGUGCACGGGGUUGGAGGAGUUUGGGGAAUGCUCGCUGUCGGACUAUUUGCAGAGAACGAUACACUGGAAAACAUGACAAAAGGGCAGAGUGGUUUGUUCCGUGGGGGUGGAUUCAGACUGCUGGGGGUACAGCUCCUUGCGUGUGUCUGUAUAGCAGCCUGGUCAGCCCUUAGUACACUUGCAAUAUUGCUGCCACUGAAAUAUACUCUUGGGAUCCGACUGUCGAAGGACCACGAGAGGUUGGGAUCUGAUUACGUGGAGCAUGGCAUAGACCACCAUCAACCUACUGGGAUGAUGUUCAUUGGGAACAGAGUGGCAAGCGAACCUGCUGUGUAUGCGAGACGUGGAAGUCGUGUGUCCAACGCUGAUUCUAAAAAGGGAAGUGAUUGGAAUAUACGUCGCUCAAACAAAAUAGCCGAGGCCAACAAGAACAUAAAAAAUGACGACGAGGACUAUAUCUCUACCAUAGGUGAUGAGAACAUGACAAAGGUCCCAAUUGAUCAUCCAUCCGCGGUUGUAAGUAGUCCACGACAAAGAAGCGCCGCUAAAGAGCUGGCCAAACGACUUAGCAUUAAGGAACCAGAACCAUCCAUUUCAUCAAUAUUCGGUUCCGAUGCAGAAUUGAUACCAGGAGGAGUCGAUAACAAAACGUAGUUACCAUAAUUACGGGAAACGCCAAUUUUACGAACUAUAAUGCAAGCACAAUUAGAAACAACAAUUUGCAGAGCUGAUUACACAACAAAGAAAUGUUAUCCUGUUAUAUUUGUUGAAAACUGUAUGUUAUUAUGUCGCCACUACACGUUGUGACAUAUUGUUAUAGUCUCUCUUUGUGGCGUUGAUUGGUGUUCGACGGCUGGUUUUCGGCGUUGGGUGUCUGUAACAAAUGACAUGUGGUGACAUUUUGCAUAGUAAUGUCUUGUUAUUUUGUAUAUAAGUAUACGUGUUUCAUGUUGUUCUCAGUUGGUAUUUAAAGACAGGAUCGGAUUUUAGGGUAAGAAAUAUGAAACAACAUGUACAUACCAGUGUGUUUGUUACGAUCUCAGAUGUUCACUCCCCUCCAAAUGUUGUUAAAAAUUCAAACAUAAAGUGGCUUUAACUUGUAGUUCAGCGAGGGAGCUGAUGUUGCCAAACUUUUGGAGGGGAGUUUA
Molecule: messenger RNA, 2548 nt
Organism: Owenia fusiformis
Lineage: Eukaryota; Metazoa; Annelida; Polychaeta; Sabellida; Oweniidae
Source: the annotation of a GenBank genome assembly